Molecule: messenger RNA, 627 nt
Organism: Radiomyces spectabilis
Lineage: Eukaryota; Fungi; Mucoromycota; Mucoromycetes; Mucorales; Radiomycetaceae
Exons: 3
Coding region: 1-627 (208 amino acids)
Source: RefSeq, a predicted model, not a curated record
AUGACGAAACAACUGCGUUCACAAGGAAUCGUGGACGGACGCCUGAAGUACAACGCCGACGGAAAGAUCCAGUUACGUGGCAAUGGACUUGAGUUACUGCUGUCAGAAGUCUCGUCGUCAUAUGGCAUCAAUGACAAAGGCAAAACCAGCUUCGAUCAUUACAAGGCCAUGUUUGGUUUAUUGGCGAUGCUUCGUACUAUUGCUGCUCAUCAUCAAUAUGCUGAAUUUGCGACGUUCAGCAAGUUCAAAGUUCAUUUUAUCCAUACACACAAUCGUGCCAUUCGCCACUGGACAAUGUUUACUCCUGAACCUGGCUUAUAUGUGAUGAACAAGGAACAAAAAGUCGAUAUUGUCGCAGAUUUUGAGCAAAAGGAGACAGCAAUUGUCCCACUCAUUAAUUUUACGAAUACAUUGGCGGUUUCUUUGGUGGACACCGUGGACGUGCUGUCCACGCUUGCAGAAGAACAUGGUGAAGUCAUGAAGGACACCAGAUUUGAAACUCAGAGGAGACGACCAUCCUUGUUGCAACACAUCCGACCGGUGAUUGUACGCCUCAAUGAGAGCAAACACACAACUGACAUCGCCGAUGAUGGCCCGAAGAGCCCGGUCUAUAUCCCUAACCAUUAA